GUUUAACAUUGGAAAUUUGGAUAUGGAAAAUUAUGGCUGGCAAUGCAAAACUGCUAAUAUCUGAAAAAUGAAACCUAGCCAACAGCUCUCGAUGUGCGGUCAACUAAAACAAUAAUAUAAAAAGGCAGAGACAUUAACAACAACCACACCAAAGCAACAACAAAAACAAUACUAACAAAAACAAACGUCGAGCGAAAAUAAUGGAUACGAAUGGCGGUACGGCAACAGUACCAUCCAUUGCUGCCGCCGUUGCAGUUACCAACCACCGAGCAUCAUCAUCAAAUGUUAUCGCCAUUGGCAAUCAGAGCUCCAAUAACAAUUCCAGCAAUCCAAGCGACCCCCACAGCACCCACCACAGCACCCACCACAGCACUCUAAUACAUGGCACCGCACACAGCACUCUAAUACACAACAAUAGCAGCAGCAGCAGUACCAGCAGCAGUGGAUAUGACAGCACUUCGGCAACACCCACCAGCAGUAGCAGCAGCAGUAGCGCUUAUGAAACGCACACGGCCGCAACAACGCCGGUUAUUUUGGCGGAGACAACGCCUCAUAUACCGACUGUCACAGUGGCCGCAGUGUCACCAUUCUAUAGUGAGGCUAUAAACUCUCAGGCUCUUGCCGAGUCACAGCAUUAUUCAGCUGCGGCCCAACACCAAGCAAGCAACUUACAUUCGCACCUGCCACACCACAAUCAACAGCAACUUUCCACAAUCCAGCCAUUUCAACAGCAACAUUCGCAAAAGCAACAUCAACAGCAGCAGCAGCAACAACAAUAUUAUUCAAAUACCUACGACUACGCGGCGUCACAGCAGGAACAACAACAAUUGCUGUAUCAACAAACCCCUCUGCAGGAUCAUCAACAGCCACUGAAUCAUUCAUAUUUGGAGCCCAGUGGUAGCUUCGAUGCCUCAAACACGGCUUCUGGAAUAAACACCAUCGGCGCUACGUCUGCGGGGUCCUACCAACACCAGACAAUGGGAAGUCAUCCUUAUAAGAGUACAGGAAUAACAGCGGCCCUUAAUUAUGAGCGUCAUAUGGGUGGUCGUUCAACCUCGGCUCGAAGUGGAGCGCCCAGUUAUCACGAAGUCGCCUCGGCGUCCAAAUCCAGCAGCCACUCGCAACAUGGCCAGCAAUACUUGGGCCAUUCAAAUUUGCCGUCGUCAUCCUCCUCCUCAUCCUCUUCAAAGUCCAGAUCCGCCUCCUCCUCACUUUUGGGUUCAUCAUUAAUGGCCACCUCAUCUUCGGCAUCGUCAAAACCCCAAGCUGCCGCCACUCCAUUUUAUGCUCAACCACUGUCCCAGCCACCACAAACCAGCAAUGCAACGACAUUUUAUGACCAGAUCAAGCACAAAAUUCCUCUGGACUACCAUGAAAAUUAUGGCAGUUAUCCUAAUACAGCGGCUUACCAGCAGAAAUACUAUGCCGCCGCCAAAUCCCAGCUGAAGGAGGCGGCGUAUGGAUCUCCCCAGACUGCUGCAGCUUUGGCGGGAAAAUCUUUGUAUCACAAUAGCAACAGCUACUUUGCGGCGGGUGCCUCAGCUCAACAUGCAUCGGCGGCAAGUGGCUUGCCACCCUCUGCUGGCUUUGACAAGUACAUGUAUGCUGGGGGAUAUCCUUCGUUGGGCUAUGAAAGUAAUCCAGCUGAGACCAUCUAUCGUAAGUCAAGUGCCAGCUCCCUAAGCUCUUCAUCAUGGCCUUGGGGUCUUGAUUAUGCCUCAGGAAAUAGCCGUUCCAUACCACCGCCGCCACCAACGGCAGCAGCUUCAACGGGUCACUUACCCACAGCCACCGUGGCGCCGACACAUGCCACCUAUUUAGGUCCCAACACAACGCAUUUGGCGAGGGAUCCCUAUUACAUGAGCCAUGAUAAGUACGGUGUAAAAUAUGACAAAUAUACCUCGGCCUAUCCGCAGACAGGUGCCUAUGCAAGUCCGCCAGCCGCACGACAUCAUCUGUGGGCGCCCACACACAAUCCCCUAAACGAAAGACUACCCGCCGCUCCCUUAGCUCCACCGCCCCAUGGUGCACAUGCCAUGCAUACAGCUGCACCUUAUUAUCCACCAACCAAUGCUGGUCCUCCAGCCUCCAUUAAUGCCCGACAAAGUUGCUGCACCCAACCCUAUCCACCACAAAAUUGUUUUUAUCCGCCCCCGCCAUCAGGACGAAUAACGCAUGGGCAACCCGUACCAUCCAUGAUGGGUGCGUCCUCCUCCUACAUAGGCUCACAAUCUGCCCCAACGCACCACCAUCAACCGCAUCUCAGUGCCUUGAGUUCCAGCUGCAAAUACGGGAACAGCGGUUUGGAUUAUGCACCAGCAAGCAAACUGAAAACUCCUAAUGAUCUCUAUAUAAGCUCACAUUAUGAGACCUCAAACCUGCCACCACCUCACCACUUGGCGCACAGCCACCAUGCAAGCAACUAUCCAUACCCAAGUGGACCCAGCAAUCAACUAUACAAUGCCAAUCAAAUGGGAGGAGGGCAUGGUCAUCAGCCAGCAGGACCUUUAAUAGCCCACGAUGGCUUGGGAAAUUCCACCACAUACACCAAUGAUCUCAGUUUGCCUUCAACGGCAAACACUUAUGAUGCAUAUCUACAUGAACCGCCCCCUGUUUCCUCGCAUGUGAAUGCCCAAGCAAUGAGUAUGCCAGCACACGCGUCAAAUUAUGCUGCAGCAUCGGCGAAUAAACGUGCCUUAUUGGAUUAUCGCAAACCCAUGCAGCAACCAACUGUGCAAGGAAUCCAAAGCUCAGAUAAUUCCUACAACCAUCAAGCAGCGGGCAGUGUACGCAGCAGCGGCGGUGGUGGAGGUCAUUUUGGUCAUUCAACAGAAUUACAAAACCCCUCCGAGACGACCAGCAACACCUACAAUGACUAUGACAGCCAAGCCUCUGGUUAUGCUGAUGAGGAAAACGUUGCUGCCUCACUGCAUCAUGGCAAGUCUACCGAAGAAGGUACCAACAAAAAUUUGAGUUUGCGAGAUUUCAUAGCCAAUUGGAAUGAUGAUGAAGAGGACUACGGAGCUUCCAAUGAAGUCAUGGGCUUCGAGCAGGAAUCAACGCCAAUUAAUCCUAUAGCGCAAAGCUCCAGUGCCGAAAGUCCUGCCAACAUGGAACCAACACCACCUCCCUUAAUGGAGGAGAAACCAAUGGUGAAAAUAAAGGAGGAAAUUUCUAAAAAACUUGCAACUCCCUCAGUCCCCGUCCACAAUGAGGUAGAUGGCAAUCAAUAUGUCAACUUGCCGGAUAUCAUCAUCGACAUAGAGAAGUCCAAUGUGAAUAGUUCCAUUAUCACGCCACCCAUCGGUGAGACUUUGGCCGAGCUCAAUCCUCUGAGCCUGGAUAACUUCGAUGUAGAAAAGGAAUUGGAUCAGCUGCAACAAAUGAAGAAGACCGAACUUGACUCAGUCAUAGUGAAACCACAUGAUUUGGAGGAAAAGGCAACGGAAAGUAGAUCUCCCGAAAGUAGCCUUAACCAAGCGGCUAAAAACUUAACAACCCAACUAAGUUUUGAAGAUCUAAAUUUGGACAGCGCCACCAAAACGGUUUUAGCACCAAAGCCACACAAUUCCACUGAUGUGGAGGGUGGCUAUGAUAGCGGCAGCAGUCGUCAUUCGAAUGAAUCCUCAUUAUUCGAGAAAGAAUAUGAAACUUUUAUACACAAAAUCUCUUCAAGCAAUGAACCGCUUACCAAGGCGGAAGAGGAAAUCGAGCAAAAGGUUCAAGACUUUUCAAAAUUCUACAAGCGAAAGCGGAAACUAAGAGAUGAAGAAGUCAAGACCUCGAGCAGCAGCAGCAGCAACAGCACCAGCACAGAGCAAAGUUCGAAGAAACUCAGAUCAGGCGAAGCGGAAGAAGUGAAUGAUUCAAAUUUUCCCAGGGUCUACACGAAAAAAUCUCGCAAUAGACUACACAGAAAAAUCGAGGUAAAACGUUUGAAAUUGAAUCUAUUCCGUCGCAGAAAACCCUCUUCCUUCUAUUGCAAGCUCAUGCACUCGCUGCAAAAUUAUCGCCUGAACCGUGGUAAUCGCGUAAGGGAUCUUAUGAAAGAACUAAGAGAGGAACAUUUGCCACUUAUCAAAAGAAGAUCGAUUAAAAACUAUUCACUGGCUUCAAAUGCAGCAGCGAACCGAUUUAGUCCUCUGCCUUUAAAGAAUCUGGUCUUAAAGGUCAUCAAUACGGAUGAUUUUCGAGGCAGAUUUAUGGUAACCACCGUUAGACAAGAAGAAUUUUCUGCACCAGAGGAAAAGCACGUAUGCGUUGAUCCCUCUUGUGAGACCUGUGAGGUUAUACGCAGUCUUAUGGAGCCAAUGGUAGAUGAGGCAACUCCCGCCUAUGAUGCUGUGCUCUAUACCAGGAACGAAGACAGUGGUCCGCUAGCUCUUGCACCUUGUGUUGAAUUAACAACAGGUGCAACGCAAAUAAUUCUAACGGAAGGGGAAAAUUGUGAAAUUUUAGAUGAAAGCGAAAUUGUAGUGAUCCAAGAUGUAAGCGAAGCCAUAGAGCUGUCGGCAACAGAGGAACCGAUUUCACUUCAAACAGCCGUAGCAGAUGAAGCAACUCAUGAUAUCAAACAAGGCAAUAAAGCCAAUAGUGAAUACGACAAAGUGUCAUCUGUUGGUGUUAUCAUCAAAGCAGAUGCUGGAGAAUCACAAAAGAUCCUGGAACAGGAACUUCAGCAACCAUCCAUUGAAACAUCACCCACGACAACUUCAACAGAUAUAACUGCCAAGCAAAGUGAGCAACCCCAUCAACUAGCUCAGAAGAAGUCUAAUGCCAAAGAAGCCAAUUCGGAAGAGGAAGUGCAAUUAGUUCUUCAAAUCGAGUCUCCACGUGCUACAAGUGUAAUACGAAAGCACGAAUCUAACUCAACCGAAAGAGAUACUGAAUUUGAGCCGAAAAGGAGAUGUAACCCAAUCGAUGACGAAAACAAAGAGACGUCUACUGAUCCAUUAUGCAGAGCUACAGCAAAAACUUCCCCAAAUCGGCAAUUACAACCAGAGGUUGUUGUCACAACUACAGUGAUAUGCAAAAUUCAGAGUAAACCCAACGAUCAGAAAGAGCAAGUUUCUGAAAAAGUUGUAGAGAGCACCACUAAGAUCUCAAAAAUUCAAAAGGAAGAAGUUAUUCUCCAUAGCCUAGAGGGGAAGAUUACAUCUGAUAACGACCAUCAAAUCACAGCACAAGAAACAGCCGUUAUUAGAAAACAUGAAACCAAGCCAAAGGAAUCAGAAGACAGACCUAAAGAAGAAGACAACUUCCCUCCCAAGGAAAAUGACAACAAUUCAGAUUCAAGUGAAUCAGACUCUUGUAGCAGUAGUUCAUGUUCUACCUCCGAAAGUUCAGAUGAUGAUGACGAUGAUGACAAUGCUAAGGAAGGAGAAGAAAGUCAAGAUUCAAGUGAUUCAGAUUCAGAUUCCGACUCUGACUCAAAUGGAAAUGAAACUCUUAAAACCCUAAUCAAGGUUGUCGAGAAAUGUGAAAAGCUUUCAAAAGCAACCAAGAGUGAACGGUGUGACAAAGAAGCAGAAGAGGAUGCUAGUUCCAUUGAAGGCAAGAAACUACCGGAAAUCUCAAUAAAUCAUGAGGAUAGCAGAAAAGAAGUACAAGCCUCCAACGAAGAUGUCACAAACCCUAGAGAUUUUGUUACGAAGCCCACAGGGAAUAUUAUUAAAUAUUCCAAUACUCCACGGAAAACAAGCAGUCAACAAUGUUCCAAAUCAUCAAACCAAGAAAAUUCCACUGCACUGGAAAACAUUGAGCUAUCAAGCUCACAUGUCAAUGAAGCCGAAGACCCAUGCGGACCUCCCAAAUCAAUUGAGAAGAUAUGUACGGAAAAGAACAUCGACAAUAACAAUAGGCGCUCAAAUGUUAUUCCUCUUUCCAGCACGGAUAGUGGACCUAAGGCCAUCACCGUUCAGAAUGCACACAUAGAAGUAACAAGCGAUUUACCUUUACCUGAUGAUAAACAUAACACUCCAUCAGCUAGUCCUCCCAAAGAGAAAAAUCACGAGCAAACUCAAUUAAAGACAGAACUCCCUUCCGACGCAGAGGCUACUGUUCAAAACCUUUCUACUAGUGUAACCAAUGAACAAGAUUACAAAUCUACUGAAUCUCUUGAAGAAGUUACUGAUGAUUCUGAAAAGUGUUCUCAAGCUCAUUCUAAUUCAACUUCGGAAAAAUCUCUAGCAAAAACUUCUCCGCAAUUGAUUAAUGAACAUUUUGAAAAUUUGCAAAAUCUACCUUCUGCCAACGAAGAUAAAAUUCAAGUUCAAGAAGUCCAACUCAAUACAUUAAAAGUUCAACGCCAUUUCGGGGGUAUAACCCCUGCCGCUGAAGACUCAACAUCCAUUAAACAUACAUAUGCUAAAACAAACUCUAGCCCGGAACAUUGUUCGAGAAAUUCCUCAACAAAUUCUUCAUUAAAAUCUCCAGAGGUUCCCACAAAGUCAAAUGUCAUAGAUCUAUCGGAAGAAAUAUCCUCAUCCGAAAAUUUCAAAUCAGAUAAAACUGACAACGUAAAGAAAUCUCCUCACAUAGUGGAUAUCACCGACGAAACCACAUCAGAAGAAGAGGAAUCCGAUUCAGAUUCCGAUUCAGAGCAAUCUAUGGAAAAUAUAAGAAAAAGCCCAGAGAAACCCAUAUCUGAGCAGUCAUCAGCAUCUGAAGACUCCGAAAUUUCAUCAUCACCAGCUACCGAGGAGAAACACCCGAAAACUUCUCCGAAAUCGAAGGUGACAAAUAUGGAUAACGAAAGCAUCAUUAUAGCUGAGCACGUGCCAGAAGAAUCCCUUAACUCCACAUCGGUUAUCAAGUCUCUUGAAGAUUUGCAACGGCAGAAAGAACUUCAACAUGGCAUUAAAAACCAAAUCAUAUCUCCACCAUCCUGUCAAGAAAGCAAUCAAGAAAUUUCGAGAAAUGUCGCAAGAAGAGAGGACCAUUUCAAGGAAAUCUUUAAUUUAAAAUCUGUCAUAAAAAACUCUAUUUCUUCGAAGGAGGAAGAACCAGUUACUACCUUACACGAAGAUAAACUAAAGGACACUCUUGAAGCUGAUAACACUUCAUAUCAAAAUAACAGAAAUAACGAAUACUCCCUAGAAGAAUCCAGAGAAGGUCCAAUUGAAACUUAUUUGCCUUGCACACCAAACCCAAACUCAAACCCCACCUCAUCCAUGGCAAAUGAUUCGAAACGAAAAUUUGAAACCCCAAACUCACAACGCUAUCUGAGUGACAAUUUUGAGCCAAAACGAAGAAAUAAAUUCUCUGAGCUAUGGGAGGAGUCUAGAACAUUCGAAGAAUCUGAAUCCAAUGCAUUUUUCGAGCCACAAAAUUCCCAAGACCGAAUAUUUGAACAAUUUAGAGAAAUAUCCCCUGAAUUAAGUCAACACCAAAUGCCAUUGGAAACUUUUAAUGAACAAAUACAGACAGGACCAUUCAAAAGCCAUAUAAAUCCCACCAAUUUACCCACACACUCUCAAGCGACCAUUGUUGAAGAUUUUAACGAUGAAGUACUUGAUUUGUCUAAGGAUUCGAAGUUUUCACAUCAUAUCGAAGAUGAAAGAAGCAAUUCAAGGGACUAUGAGGAUCCUUCUGUUGCACAAACAUCAGUUCUAACAUCACCGCCAAGAGCUAGUGUUUUGGGAAAUUUAAAUGAAUCUCCUCCACGACCUUUCAAACCUUUCAAUCAGUUAUCCGAAUCUCCUCAACCAGAAGAAACAAAUACAUCUAGGGCUUCGAGUUACCAGGCAGAAGACAAUUACUUUCAAACUCCCAUAAUAGAACAUACUGCAAACGAUAUUGAUCUUAUGGGGGAAAAAAUAACACCAUUGAGAGAAUUAUCCUCAAUUGAUGAAAAUACCGGUGAAGUACCCUUUAAGGCAAGUACCUCUCCAUAUCUAUCAUCUCCUUCGAAUGAAUCCUUAAAUGAAGACAGCCAUCCAGCAACAUUGAAGGAAUCUGAUAUGUCAGACUCAGAAGCUCACGAAUCACCUGAAACUGAAAUGCCAACACGUCAUCAAUUAGAAUGCAGCUUGACACUUAAUGUUGCAGAACCAGCUAUGAAACCAAUAGACGAUGAGGAGGACAUAAGUCCAGAAAAUAGUGCAACUGCAGCAAUAGAUCUUCAGCAACCUUUAAUUUGGGGCUCCAAUUCAGUGAUGGAACAAACCCCUAGUGGAACAGCAGAUGAGAACAUAGUACCUUCAUUAGACAGUUCAUUAGUCCAUAACCUUCAACAGCAAGGCGAUACAGAGACUCUAGCUAGCAAUGAAAAUGAACAACGUUCGUCAAAUGCCUUAAUAAGCCCUACUCCAGAGUUUUCGCAAAAUAAUUCCAAGGAUAGUCUUAAUUCCCCAGAUACUGCAAUAUCUUCAGACCUUGAAACCUCCAGAGAUGGCAAGAAAAACAACUCUCCAGAGUCUCCAAACAAUUCAUCAAUCAUAAAUCAUGCAGAGGUCAACGUUGCAGUACAAAAUUGUGAUGAAUCCUUAAAUGAAAAAGUAAGAAUUACAAACAGAAGCCCAGUUGCUAAUAUAAUAAAGGACACGGUCAUAUCCAUUCAACAUACCAAAGAAUCUUUAGUCUCAGAACCUAAUUUGAAUACCUCAACGCACCAUAAUGCUGAACUACAAACCUCUACUUCAAUAGCUCUAGCAAGCAAGUUAACAAAUGAAAAAGAUCCUCAAGUUUUAUCAUCAACUAAUGUUGAUGCCUCAUCUUCCACUAAGGAAUCACUGAUUGCUGAAUUUUCACCAUCAGCAUCAAAAGCCAUUGAGAUUGUACCACAAAGCAGUGACAGCGAAGAAACAGUUGAAACCUUCAAAGCAGAAACAGAAGGAGCGGCAUGCAGUGGAAAUAUUUUCCAAAACAACACUACGGAAAGAAUUGACAUAGAACACCUGCCAACAGAAACUGUGCUUACAUUGGCUGAUGAUUGCCAAAUAAACUCAAGUGAAAAAUUUGGAACUCAACUGGCUACUGAAUCUUUUCCAACUACUUUGAAAGCGGAAGAGAUUUUUUCGGUUGAAGAUCUUCCGGUAGAAGAUAAAGCAGAACUCACGGUUUCUCCACCAUCAAUAGAUGUCUGCCAAGCGACUGACGAUGUUGUCCAAAAAACAAAAUCCUGCCAUCAAUCUGAAGAUUUGAAAAAUUCACAUUCUAAGUUGGAACCUCAAAAGGAAACCCUAUCGAAUGAGGCUGCCACAGAUUUCAAAGAGAAUGAAUUCCAAAAGAUUGAUACGAAUGAUGCAGAAUGCCAUGAUUCCCAACCAUCCAUCCCUGUUUCAGAAACCAAAGAGAGUAGCUUACAACUUCAAACCAAAGUCAAUACUGUAGAAACAUCAGCUGGCCAGCUAAUGCCAGAAAUCGAAGAGAAAACUCCUUCAGAAUUGCAAACUGCCGAGACUUUGGCAAAUGUUUCCGAACACCAAAAUUUGAGAUCUUCCCUCUCAGAAGCGGACAAAAAAGACGAAAAAUCAUCCAGCGAUGCCAAGAAUUCUGAACUUCUUUCUUCAAACCUCGAUGCAGACAAUACCCAUAAAUCAAACGCCAAAGAUGAGUCAUGUGAUUCAAAAUCUCCUUCUAGUCCACGUUCCCGCGAAGCAAGCCCCGAAAUGAAUUUCUGGAAUACAAAAGGCAAAUACAAAGCUUUAAGAACAUAUCAAUCAGAUGCUUCAAAAUCUCCAAUCAACAAUAUACGCUGUAAUGAAUCUCGUGGUAGUACACCAGAAACUACAAAUCCAUUAUGUCAAAAUGAAUCAGAAGCCAAAGAAGCUGUCAAGCAAGAUAAACAUUUCUCCUCACUUUCCGAUAUGGACGAAAAUCUCCUCUCCAAGCAGCAUGACAAAACAGUACCACAGAUAGAUGAUUCCAAUUGCCCUUCUCUGGACAAAUUGAAUAACUCCAAACUGGAUGAUGAAUCCUCGGGUUUUAAAAUGCAAACCAGUUUCGAUGAUGGCUCUGAUUUCAAUGGUUUUGAGGAUCAACACGAGGAGGAGCGCAUACGUAGAGAAAUUGAAAAUCUCAAUGAUGACUCUGCAGCUAAUGAUGCCUUUCUAUAUGCAACAAAUGCUGGAUCGCCUCUUAAAACUCCCUCGCCAAGUAGUAAAUCAUCAUCAGAAUUGGAUGAGUUGGAGGCUUUGGAAAAGGAAAUUUCUCAACACUGUUUGGCAAGAAAUCUAAAGGACUCACCAAAAGCAACAAGUGGCGAUGUAGCAAAUGACUUGCAGACUGAAUCCACCAAUAUGGUAAGCGUAUCGGAUGUAAUCAUAUCAACCAAUGAUAUAGAACAUAUCAAAAAGAUGUUAGAAAGUGAUGAAGAGCCUCCCAACGAUGAAGUGACGGCAGUGAGCAAUGCCAAAAAUCUUCUAUUAUUAAAGAAUCAUACCGAAGAAGUACAGAGAAGAGAAACUCCUGCAGAGACCAAUAAUAGCUUAAGUAGAGUUUGUAUUAUACCAAAGUUAAGUGACCUUUGUAGGGCUGCCUUAAAUAGUUCCUUGAAUGUUAGACAAAUAACAAUUGUACAAAACAAUGAUGUAGAAGCAAACAACAGUAGCCACAACUCCCCCCUAGGGUCCACAAGGUCCAAUUCCUCACCACCAGCGGUUGAGCGUGAACUGAGUGUUGAAGAGGCUCUGGCAGAAAUGUAUCGCCAAGCUGGGGUACUAUUAUCAGAUCCCGAGGACAAUGAGAAUGCAACAAGUGCAACAUUAACCUGCAACUCAGGCACAGAAGCGGACACAACUGCCGCCACCACAGCAACAACUACAACAACUGAAGAAGCUCAAGAUGUUUUACUUAUAAAUUUACAUGAAAUUUUAAAUAGCAACAAUGAUGUUUAUGUUUUACAAUGUAAUAUGAAUGUUAACAAUGGCGAUGCAGAUGAAACUAAUGCCAAUGCCGAUGCCCCAUCUGAUGCCAAUGCAACUAGCCAAGCCAACAAAACGGAAAGAGUAAAUACCACCACACUGCAGUUGAUAGGUAUCCUCAAUAGGGACAGUGAGAGUUCAGAGAUACACAUCAUUAGUUCCGAUUCCGAAAGUGAGGUAAUUAUUUUAAGCGAUUGUGAUACUGAUGUUGAAUUUCAACCUCCUCCGCCCCCCACUAGCUAUAUGUCUCCACCCACAACGGCUCAUCGCGAGUAUAUACCCUUUAUCAAUGACUACGAAGAUACCACCAGCGAUAGUAUGUCCGAUUUAUCGACCAUACAUCAUGAGGAAAUCGUACCUGAUAAUUUAAAUAAAUUUUUACAAGAGGAAUUCUACAAAUACUUGCAUGAGAAAUAUGCCCAAAAAAAGCUCUCCAAAUACUAUCAUGCCAAUCGGAUAUUGAGAAAGUACAAAAAAAGUAGAAUAACCCAUAAAAAUCGCACGUAGUUGUCGUAGGGUGAAAAGAAUAGAUUAAAAGCCUAUGGUUCUAACAUAUCGUACAGCUAUAACUGAAAUAUGUUGUAGGCAAACUUUGUUUUUGGUAAAGGUAAAGACAGAAGUGUUGUAACUUCAGUUGAUGUUUUGAUGUUUUAUUUUCUAUUGACAAAAACAGAUUAUAAAUAAAUUGUUUUCAAAAUAUCUCAAUAGCCUCCACUUGAUGUUCGCAUUAUUUUAAGAAUAUGUCAUUACAUUUGGCGAAGAAAUAAUAACAGUUUCAUAUAACGCUCAACAAAGCCCAAAUCGUAAAUAUUUUCUAUUAUCGAAAGCAUUCUACCAAGAUAAAUUUAUAAGGUAGGAGCAGUUGUCCAACAACAAAAAAUUGAGUACACUAUUUGUCAAAAUCAGCAUUUUGUGGAACCCUGAUUUUGAGUGUGUUACCAGUUUGCGCCAUUUUUCGUUGGUUGUAUUUGUUAUGGUUCUUACCUAUAAUGCACACACGCAAAACUUGAGAAAAACUUGCACUCAGCUGUUUGCUGAACACUACCUCGGUAAAUAUGCCUUGCAUUCUCCCCUUGAGUACUUUGUGUGUUAUAGGCUGUUAAUACGGCACAUCAUGAUCGUACUCAUCGUGCGAACGUGUUGAUUUCAGCUUUUGCCAAAAACGGUACAUAGAUUUUUUUUUUUUUGAUUUUAUUAAAUGUUCCUUACUUUUCUUCUCUUUUUAUAACUUUAUUGUGGACAGAACGUGUUUUUCAAUAUCUGUCAAUGUUUACAAAUUUCUGUGUAAAUGGUAUUCGUUAGACGCCAAUCAUCGAAAAAAGCAAAUGAUUUUGAUUUUUCAGGCGUGACUGAUGGCCAUGUGUACAUAUGACGUAUACAACCUUAUUUUCAUCAGCACCAUUACAAUGACCACGCAUCAUGAUGUGCAAUGUUAAGAGCCCAUAAGAACCCGACAAAUGUCACACUGAUUUUUUUUGUGGUCUUCAAACAAAAUCCGUUAGGAGAAAAUUAGUUACAUAUAUGCUUAAAUUAGAAGAUUUUUUAAUGACUCUGAGUCUGUCCCCGACAAACAUCGACAUUUGUUUCAUCGAAAGCACAUUACGAAAACGCUAUUUUGCAUAUAUUUCCGCCCCCUACUUAUCAUGUAUCAUAAUGACUUGUUCUUACUCAAAUUUGAAGAUUCACUUAA
This is a messenger RNA of Stomoxys calcitrans (stable fly), 12555 nucleotides long. RefSeq lists its product as uncharacterized. Lineage: Eukaryota; Metazoa; Arthropoda; Insecta; Diptera; Muscidae. Bases 201 to 11372 code for a protein of 3723 amino acids. The transcript is spliced from 2 exons. The record is from RefSeq and is a predicted model, not a curated record.